AAGGGGUGCCUGGGACGAAGCCAUGGCCCUGGAGGCGGCGGGACGGCCGCCGGAGGAAACGCUGUCACUGUGGAAACGGGAGCAAGCUCGGCUGAAGGCCCGCGUCGUAAACCGGGACACCGAGGCGUGGCAGCGAGACCCCGCCUUCUCGGGUCUGCAGAGGGUCGGGGGCGUUGACGUGUCCUUCGUGAAAGGGGACAGUGUCCGCGCUUGUGCCUCCUUGGUGGUGCUCAGCUUCCCUGAGCUCGAGGUGGUGUACGAGGAGAGCCGCAUGGUCAGCCUCACAGCCCCCUACGUGUCGGGCUUCCUGGCCUUCCGAGAGGUGCCCUUCUUGCUGGAGCUGGUGCAGCAGCUGCGGGAGAAGGAGCCGGGCCUCAUGCCCCAGGUCCUUCUUGUGGAUGGAAACGGGGUGCUCCACCACCGAGGCUUUGGGGUGGCCUGCCACCUUGGCGUCCUUACAGACCUGCCUUGCGUUGGGGUGGCCAAGAAACUUCUGCAGGUGGAUGGGCUGGAGAACAACGCCCUGCACAAGGAGAAGAUCCGACUCCUGCAGACUCGAGGAGACUCGUUCCCUCUGCUGGGAGACUCUGGGACUGUCCUGGGAAUGGCCCUGAGGAGUCACGACCGCAGCACCAGGCCCCUCUACGUCUCCGUGGGCCACAAGAUGAGCCUGGAGGCAGCUGUGCGCCUGAUUUGCUGCUGCUGCAGGUUCCGGAUCCCAGAGCCCGUGCGCCAGGCUGACAUCUGCUCCCGAGAGCACAUCCGCAAGUCACUGGGACUCCCCGGGUCACCCACACCGAGGAGCCCGAAGGCGCAGAGGCCAGUGGCAUGCCCCAGAGGAGACUCCGGAGAGUCCUCAGGUGAGGGCCAGCCACCACAGGACCACAGCCCAGGCCCCAGGACAGCCCCAAGGCCAGGCUCCCAGGAGCAGGCGGGCAAGGACUGGCAGUAGAGGAUGGAACUGGGCACUAUGAAGGCAAGAAGGCCACCGGCCACCCAGUUCUGGCCUCAGGACACUGACCACCCCUGGGGGUGGUCUAGGGACUUAGGGGAAUCUUACCUCAGCCGCAGGUAAAGCACCCAGUCCCCAAAGACAGGCUGACCGCACCACCCCAGGGGGACGCCGCAGCACAGUCCACUGCCAGGUGGGGCAGAGGUGACCACAGUCCCACUUCGCCCCGUCAUCGGCUGGUCAACUGUGGUCACGGUGCCUCAGAGGACAGAUCUCUAUGGGGGCAAGUGCCAGAUCCUGAGAGUGCACGAGACGCUUUCCUGGAGCCCACGAAGGGGACUUGGAGCUGCAGCCUGCACGACCCCUGCAGCCUGUGCUUUGCCCACCCCUUUCAAUAGAUGGGACUUGCUUGCUCUUUUUUUUCUUCUCAGGGUUCAUUUUUUAUUUUACAUAUUUGUUUGUUUGUUUGUUUGUUUAUAUCCAUUGAUCUCUUUACCCUAAGGUUUACUUGCAAAAUCAGGGUUCAUUUUUAAAGCAGGUCCCCAGCCCCAGCCAUACUGAACCACCCCUGCCCUGACAUGGGAGGGGUCUUUGCUGGGGUAGCUGGGCUUUAGCACCUGCCCACUGCCUGCCGUGACCCCUGACCCCAGUCCUGUCCAUCCUCCAGCCUGCCCCGGGAAGAGGGAGCAGAGAGCCUCAUCUCAGCCUGCAGGGGGCCGAGGAUGGGGGCAGCACACAGGGGCAGUCUGGGCUGCGGGGCAGGAGGCCAGACAGGGUGGCACUGGUGCCUGAGGGGUUGGGUGCCAGGCUCUGCACCCAGCGGGGGCUAGGAUCGGGGGUGGCACCGUCCCCACAGGCUCUGAAAGUUGAUCACUGUCCUCUGUCCCUGCCCGCCUUGCCCCAGAUGCACAGCCUCAAAACUGUCUCCACUGUGGGAAAGCAGCCCUAGGCCCCUGUCUGGCCACUUCCUUUCCUCUUGUUGUGGGCUAGAGGUGCCAGCUGAGGAUUGGGGGCAAAGGGGACAGCCCACCUGCAGCCCAGCCCCAGCCCCUGGGCACCUCCCAAGCACCCCCCAGCCCUUGACAUGCCGGCUGGCCUCCAGACCCCAGGCUCCGUGAGGAUGCUGGAAUCUGCCACAGAGCAUGAAGAAGUCCCUGGAAUCCUUUCUUGCCAUUCACCCGACCUCUAGAAGAAGGGGCCGGUGAUCAUGAUUUGACAGCUUGGGACAAGAAUCCAGGGAGGCCGGGUCUCUGGCGCGCCUCCAUGCCCCUCCGAGACGGUGCUGUCCUGGUGUUCCUGAGGAGCAGGGCGAGCCUGGGCCUGAGGGAACAGGUACACAGGCAGCAGCACUCAGGGCCGGGGAGUGCUGGCCCCACCCGCCUGCGCUCACUCGAAAGCUGCUUUGGAGGGCUGGGCUGCAGGGGCAGGGGCUCCGGAAAAGAGGCCCAGGCUGUGUAGCUGCCCUUCCUUGAUGGAGCAGACUCUAUUCUAGAAAUUUCUAUAAGAAGUAGACCUACUCCAAGACAAGUGGGGCUGGGGGGUGCGGAUGCCGAGGGGCUCUGCGGGUACCUUGUGCCUGAAGUCACGGGGGACAUGGGAGAGAGCGGGAACUAGGUGGGCUGUUCUGGCUGUCGUCCAUCGGCAACGCUGGCCGGAACCAGAUGAGCAGUGUGGGGCGAGAGGGAGCCCCAGUGCGGCCCCUCGGGCCCUCCAUGCCUCAGGGUGUCAGUGUCCCCGGACUGGCCUCACUCAGCCCUGGGCACUUGGGCCUGUCGGGGAUCUAGCUUUCAUUGAGGACCCCACCGGUGGACUGAGGCUCCCCUCACCGUGGCAGAGGGAUCUCUGCCCUUCCCACCAAAAAGGGCAGGAGCUAGUAGAUGGGGACGGCUCACGGCCCUCCCUUUCCACCUGCCUUGGGAAGGGAGAGGCAGCAGACAGGAAGGGCCUUGGAGCUCAGGCCAGUGUGGGGAGAGCGUCCCCAGAGAGUCCUUGGGGUGGGAGAGGGGUGGAGUUGACAGCCGGUGAGGCCAGCUUUGAGGUUGUGUGGACCCUGUCUGCCUCUAGCUCAAGUUGGGAGAUGUGUCAGCCUCGGAGCCAUGUGAGCCUCGGGGACAGCCACGUGUGGAGUGCAGACCGGUCUAGAUGUGCCUGUCUGGUGGGCGCUGAAGGUCCCCUUGGGAGAGUUCAGGGCAGCACCUGAUGAACUGAGAGCCACAGCCGUGUCCACCUGAAACCUGUUUCCUCACCGGGAACAUGAACACCUGCUUCAGAAGCUUUGGAGGUUAAAGGUGGGGAUAUGCGUGAGGUCUCUUGCCCAGCGGUGGACACUCAGUACACUCCUGAUAAAUGAGGCAUGGGAUGGUGGAGUCCAGCACCUGGCUGGGCCCAGGAACGAAGCGUCAGUGGUCGGAGGGGAGGGCGUCUGUCCACCUAGCAUCUUUGGCAAGGAUCUGCCUCCCAGCACCCCUGUGGAGUCCUGUCUGGAUGGGAGGGAGAGCAGGGCCGUGGACAGCCUCCAGAGGUGUCCCCCUGAAACCUCUGAAUGUCACCGGCACAAGCAGGCCGGGCUGGGCUCUCCUGGCAGUAACACCAACCGAGCACAGCCGUGGUCCUGGGGCACGCCGUCCGGGUUGGGGGACAGGGAGGCAGAGGUCCUGCGCCGUUGCCCAUGAGUCCAGGGCUUAGGCAUCGCUCUAGGGACCCCUCAUGCUGGCCCCCAGGCCCACUGAGGCAUAGGAAGAACGGGGCUCUUCAGGCAGGGAGUGGACAGAGCCGAUGCUGGUAACGGGGGGGCCUUGCCCCAGGCGGAGUCAUGGGAGACGGAGUCAUGGGGGCGCCGUGGGGGUCCAGGCAGGGGAGCUGCUGACUGCAGGUGGCCCAGCAGUACCCAGGUUUUUGCUCGCUCCCAUUCCACCUUCCUGAGGGCGCUCGUGGGAAAGGGAAACGUGGCACCCACCUGGUGCCUUACUCCACCUGCCUCCUGAGUCAAAGGGCUUCACCACCCCAGACACACCCAGAGCCUGGUGUCCAGGAUGCCACGUGUGUGCCCCAAGCCAGUAGGACCCUUGGGAGGCUCAGCACCCCCUGCCCCAAACCAAUGCCUCUCCCCUCUCCACACUCACUGGCAUUCCCACAGAAUGCCCUCCUGACUUCUAGAGCUUUCCUUAUCCAGAGCUCCAGGACCACAGGUGGCAGGGAAUUAGAGGAAUUAGAAGCACAGCGUGGAAGCUGGGCAGAGCUGGCUGAGAUCCCACUGUCUCUUCCAGACCGGCCUUGAGCAAAGCUCAAAACGUGUCCCACAGGGGUCAGUACCUGCCCAUGUGGUGGGGGAUAUUCCACCAGGUGAAGUAUGUAAGGGCUCAGCAGGGAGCCUUGGCACAUGGUGAGUCCUUGGUGAGGGAAGGCUGCUGGUUUGGAGAGCUGAGUCCCACAAGGCCGUCAGUCCGCCAUGCUGUGCCAACCCCAGUGAUGAGAGGAUGAAGCCAGGUCAGGGAGGUCCCAUCUACCAGGUUCCCACCUGGGCUGGCAGCUCCUCACGCUAUCCCAAGCCAUCAGAACUCAGGUCCUCGAAGGGAGGCCUGGCUGCCCCCUUCCUCUGGAGCCAGACAGGACCACGCCUCCUGUGCCCUGGGGCUUCACUCCAACAGGAGGGCUUCCCAGGGGGCCGGGAGACUCAAAAGAAAUGCCCACAACUGCCUGGCACGUGGUAAGCUUUGCACAAAGAGCAGUAGCUUCAACCCCAAUGACCCACCUCUGUGAGGGUGGGCAGAGAUGGCUCUGGGCUCCUCUGGGGCUGCAGGUCAGGCUCUGCUUAAAACCGUUGGUUCCUCAAGGACCAGGGGUGUCAGGUGGGCCUCCCCAGCUGAGGGCCUGGCCAGGACCAGGUCAGGGAUUCCUCCCAUUUUCCCUCCCCUUGCAAGGAGGAGCAGGCCAGAGCCUGGAGGUAAGUUUGCAGACAAUUUUUAUGUGAGUAGUUUAUGUUUGUUUUGAGAUAAAAGUCACCAUUUCCACUACAACUCAUUGACUUUUGGUAUAUUCACAGUCAUGUGCAACCAUCAUUACUGUUUAGUUUCAGAACGGUUUUUUACCCCAAAGGGAAACCCCAUAUCCAUUAGCAGUCACUCCCCAUUCCCCCUUCCCCAGACCCUGGCACCCAACAAGGGCUUCCUGUCUCUGGACAGGCCUGCUGUGGGCACCAUGCAGACGUGGAAUCACUGUGUGUCUCCGGACAGGCCUGCUGUGGGCGCCGUGCAGGCAUGGAAUCACUGUGUGUCUCCGGACAGGCCUGCUGUGGGCGCCGUGCAGGCAUGGAAUCACUGUGUAGUCUUUUCUGUCUGGCUUCCUUCUCUUGGCAUGAUGUUUUCAAGAUGCACCUGUGUCGUGCCAGGUGUCAGGACUUCAUUCUUCUUUAUGGCUGAGUCAUAUUCCAUCAUAUGGAUCAGUAUAAACAUUUUGUUGAUCUUGGUGGAUAUUUGGGUUUUUUCCACUCAGGGCUGUUGUGAAUAAUGCUGCAAUGAAGACUGAUGUACAUGCUUUUGUGUAAACAUGUUUUCAGUUGCCUUGGGUAUAUACUUAGGAGUAGAACUUCUGGGUCAUGUGGUGACCCUGUGUUUAACUUUCUGAGAAACUGCCAGACUUUUCCAUAGCAGCUACAUCAGUUCACAUCCCCACCAGCAAUGCCCAAGGGUUCCAGGUUCUCCACACCCUCGCCACCACUUGCUAUUAUCUGCCGCUUAGAUUCUAGCCAUUCCAUGGAGUAGAAACUGGUAUUUCGGCUGGGCACGGUGGUUCAUGCCUGUAAUCUCAGCACUUUGGAAGGCUGUGGCAGGAGGAUCACUUGAGCCCAGGAGUUUGAGACCAGCCUGGGCAACAUAGUGAGACCUCAUCUUUACAGAAAACUAAAAAAUUAACCAGGCAUGGUGAUGCACUCCUAUAAUCCCAGCUACUCGGGAGGUUGAGGUGGGAGGAUCACUUAAGCCCAGGAGGUUGAGGUUGCAGUGAACCGUGAUUGCGCCACUGCAUUCCAGCCUGGGUGACAAUGAGACCCUGCCUCAAAAAAAAAAAAAAAAAAAAAAAAAAAGGGGUAUUUCAUUGUGCAUUUGAUUUGCAUUUCCUAAUGGCUGAUGAUGGUGAGCACCUUCUCAUGUCUUAGUAACCAUUUGUAUAUCCUCGUGAGCAAAGCAUCUAUUCAAAUCCUUUGCCCAUUUUUAAAAUUGGGUUGUCAUCUUGUUGAGUUGCAGAAGUUCUUUGUAUGUUUUGAAUCCUAGAUAUUGAUCACUUCUGUAGUUUACAGAUAUUUUCUCCUGUGGGUUGUGAUUAUUUUCUUGAUAGUGUCCUUCGAUGCAUGAAAGUUUUUAAAUGUGAUGAGGUCCAUCUAUUUUGUUGCUUAUGCUUUUGAUGUUACAUUUAAGAAGCCAUUGACUAAUCCAAGGCCAUGAAGAUUUACACCUACUUUUCCUUCUAAGAAAUGUAUAGUUUUAAUGCUUACCUUUAAGUCUUUGAUCCAUUUUGACUUAAAUUUGCGUAUGGUGUAAAGGAGCAGGUCCCAUGUCAUACCUGUGAGUAGCCAGUUGUCCCAGACCAUUUUGCUUUGUUGUUGUUGAGACAGGGUCUCGCUCUCUUGCCAACGCUGGAGUGCAGGGGCGUGAUCAUGGCUCCCUGCAGCCUCGACCUCAUGGGCUCAAGCAAUCCUCCUGGCUCAGCCUCCAGAGUAGCUGGGAAUACAAGCAUACGCCACCAUGCCUGGCUAAUUUUUUUUUUUUUUUUUUGAGACAGAGUCUCGCUGUGUUGCCCAGGCUGGUGUGCAGUGGUGCAAUCUCGGCUCACUGCAAGCUCCGCCUCCCGGGUUCACGCCAUUCUCCUGCCUCAGCCUCCUGAGUAGCUGAGACUACAGGCGCCUGCCACCAUGCCCAGCUAAUUUUUUGUAUUUUUUUUUUUUUCAGUAGAGACAGGGUUUCACUGUGUUAGCCAGGAUGGUCUCGAUCUCCUGACCUCGUGAUCCACCCGCCUCAGCCUCCCAAAGUGCUGAGAUUACAGGCGUGAGCCACUGCGUCCGGCCUAAUUUUUAAAGAUUUUUUUGUAAAGACAGGGUCUCCCCAUGUUACCCAGGCUGGUCUCCAACUCCUGAGCUCAAGCUUUCCUCCCACCUCAGCCUCCCAAAGUGCUGAGAUUACAGGCGUGAGCCACCGCACCUGGUCUGUUUCUACUUCCUCCUUUCCAGUCUGAAUGCCUUUUAUUUCUUUUUCUUGCCUAAUUGCUCUGGCUGGAACCUCUAGCACUUUGUUGAACACAGUGGUGAGAGCACAUAUCCUUGUGUUGUUCCUGAUCUUAAGGGAACGUUUUCAGUCUUUCACCACUAGAUGUGAUGUGAGCUGUUAGAUGUUCAAGGAUGCUCUUUAUCCAGCUGAAGACGUUCCCUUCUAGUCCUAAUUUGUUAAGUGUUUUUAUCCUUAAACGGUACUGGAUUUUGUCAAAUGCUUUUCUGGCCUCUAUUGAAAAGAUCCUGUGUUCUUCUGUUAAUGUGAGGUGUUACAUUGAUUGAUUUUCAUAUGUUGAGCCAGUUUCCAUUUCUGGAAUACAUCCAACUCGGUCAUGGUGUAUAAUCCAUUUACUCUGCCGCUGAAUGUGAUUUGCUUGUAUUUUGGUGUGGGUUUUUACAUCUGUAUUUAUAAGGGAUAUUGGUCUGGUGUUUUCUUAUGAUGUCUUCCUCUGGUUUUGAUAUCAGGAUAAUAUUUGCCUCAUAGAUUGGGUUAGGAAGUGUUCUCUCCUCUUUUUUUUUUUUUUGGAAGAGAGAGAUUGGUGUUAAUUCUUGCUAGAACCCUUGGUAGAAUUUGCCAGUGAGCCUAUCUGGUCUUGGGUCUUUGGGAGGAUUUUGAUUCUGAUUCAAUCUAUGUAUUUGUUAUAGAUUGUUCGGAUUGUCCAUCCUUGAGUCAGUUGCUAGCUUGUGUGUUUCUAGGAGUUUUUCCGUUUCGUCUGUGUUAUCUCAUCUGUUGGCAUACUGUCGUUCAUGGGAUUUUCUUGAUGUGUGUGAGGUCUCUGAGAACGUCCCUGCCUUCACUCCUGCUUUUAGUCACUGGCAUCUUCUUUUAACUUGGGCCGUCUGGCUGUGCAUGGUUUUGGGGGAGUCCUCCUUGACUCUGCAGAUGCUGAGCAGUGAUCUGGCUGGGAAAGGAGACCGGGAGGGCAGGGCACCUGCUGAGGACUCACCUAAGCCCAAGAUUCAGAGAGUCAGAGCUCCAACCACAUCUGCCUGCAUGCCUUUCCCAGGCUCUCCCCACGCAGACAGCCAGCACCCCCUCCCCAAAGACCGGGCACUUCCUGACCAGCACCCCACCAAGUCCUCAGUAAGGCCUGUCUUUUGGGGAGCAGAGUUUCAGGAGGACAGUGGAGGUGGUGUAGAACUCACGGCUGGCGGUUCCGGGCCUCUCAGGAAGCUUUGCCACUGGGCUUGGGGUUAAGUGGGUGUGAGGCUCCGAACCCUAAAGGGGUGAGAGUUGAAAUGAAAGUGGCACCUGUAGUCCAUUUGGGGUGCAGGUGUGUGCCAGGGGUCCUCAGCCCCGGCUGAUGGCCACAUGAACCGCACGAGGAGAGGCAGGGCAUGUCAGCAGCAAACCUAAGUGUGUGCUCAUUUCUGUGGGCCCUGACUCUGUGACACUGCAACUCUCCAGAGGGACGCUUUGAAAACAAAACAGGAGAGAACACACGGCCCCGCGUCUGUUGCCUGAGUCACUGUAUUCCUUAAAAGAUGGAGGACCCUGGUCCUUGGCUUUUCCUGCACAUGAGAAAAUGUUGGCCAAGGUUAGCGAUUAUGCUCUGUAAUCUGUAACCAGAAGUGCUCUUACGCCCAAGCCUUGGUGUGAUUCUGCUGUAAUGUAACUUCAGAGCCAGCUGGAUGGAUGUGACUGUUCAGGUCCUGAGCCCCGGCCCCCGUAUCCAAGCAGUGGGCCGAGACACUGAGCCGGGCAGUCAGACAGGACCUCUCUAAGGCUGCUUCCGGGCUGGGGCCUGGGUCUAGGAUUCUCAGUAAGACCUUUGAAUAAAACUAACUUGAAUUCUUCAAAA
Pongo pygmaeus (Bornean orangutan) is the source of this 9013-nucleotide messenger RNA. RefSeq names its product endonuclease V (gene ENDOV). Bases 23 to 952 code for a protein of 309 amino acids. Gene Ontology annotation, biological process: DNA repair. The transcript is spliced from 9 exons. Gene Ontology annotation, cellular component: nucleolus; cytoplasm. Gene Ontology annotation, molecular function: RNA endonuclease activity producing 5'-phosphomonoesters, hydrolytic mechanism; single-stranded RNA binding. The record is from RefSeq and is a predicted model, not a curated record. Lineage: Eukaryota; Metazoa; Chordata; Mammalia; Primates; Hominidae.